This is a messenger RNA of Micromonas commoda, 3195 nucleotides long. RefSeq lists its product with no specific name. Lineage: Eukaryota; Viridiplantae; Chlorophyta; Mamiellophyceae; Mamiellales; Mamiellaceae. The coding region runs from base 1 to 3129 and encodes 1042 amino acids. Gene Ontology annotation, molecular function: metal ion binding. The transcript has 2 exons. Gene Ontology annotation, biological process: protein processing. The record is from RefSeq and is a predicted model, not a curated record.
AUGGCUUCCGGCAUGAUGAUGACGACGACCCGCGCGCUCGCCCCCGUGGCCGCGCGAUCCGCCUCGCGCGGGGUCAGGGCCGCGGUCAGGGCCGGUCCCUCCCGCGGCUUCGCGCCCUCCCUCGGCGCCAGGCGCUCGGUGUACUGCAAGGCUGUGGAGGCCCCCGUCAACCCCACCGAGCUCAAGCCCCCCGCGAACCUGCACGGCUUCGAGCUCGUCCGCGAGGACUACGUCGCCGAGUACGACUCCAAGGUGUUCUUCUUCCGCCACGCCAAGACGGGCGCCGAGGUCAUGAGCCUGAGCAACGACGACGAGAACAAGUGCUUCGGCGUCACCCUCCGCACGCCCCCCGCCAACUCCACCGGGAUUCCCCACAUCCUCGAGCACUCCGUGCUGUGCGGCUCGCGCAAGUACCCCAUCAAGGAGCCCUUCGUGGAGCUCAUCAAGGGCUCCCUGAACACCUUCCUCAACGCCAUGACCUACCCCGAUCGCACCUGCUACCCCGUCGCGUCGUGCAACCUCCAGGACUUUCGCAACCUCGUGGACGUCUACCUCGACGCGGUGUUCCACCCGCGGUGCGUCGACAACGAGAAGACGUUCCAGCAAGAGGGGUGGCACUACGAGCUGGAUUCACCGGACCAGGAGAUGACGUUCAAGGGCGUCGUGUACAACGAGAUGAAGGGGGUGUACUCCUCCCCGGAUUCCGUCCUGGCGAGGGAGGCGCAGCAGGCGCUCUUCCCGGAUAACACCUACGGGGUGGACUCGGGCGGCGAUCCCACCGUGAUCCCCCAGCUCACGUUCGCGGAGUUCAGGGACUUUCACGGCAAGUUCUACCACCCCUCCAACUCCAGGAUGUGGUUCUACGGCGACGACGACGUGGAGGAGCGACUCAAGAUCCUCGACUCGUUCCUGUCCGAGUUUGACAGGAAGGAGAUUGACUCCACCAUCGCCACCCAGAAGUACUUCACCGAGCCCAAGAGGGUCGUGGCGUCGUACGUCGCGGGCGAGGGCGAAGAGGCGGACAAGUCCUUCGUGCAGGUCAACUGGCUGCUCAACGACGGACCUUUCGACACCGAGACGGCGCUCGCGGUCGGGUUCCUCGAUAACCUCCUCCUCGGCUCACCCGCGGCGCCGCUCAGGAUGGCGCUCGAGGAGUCCGGCCUCGGCGAGGCCAUCGUGGGUUACGGCCUCGAGGACGAGCUCAGGCAGCCCACGUUCGCGAUCGGCCUCAAGGGCGUGGCCAAGGAGGACAUUCCCAAGGUUGAGUCGCUCAUCACCGAGACGAUCGCCAAGAUUGCCGAGGAGGGGUUCACCCAGGCGGCCAUCGACUCGUCCGUCAACUCCAUCGAGUUUGCCAUGCGCGAGAACAACACCGGUCGCUUCCCUCGCGGCCUCUCCCUCAUGCUCCGCUCGCUCUCCGCGUGGUUGUACGAGGGCGAUCCCGUGGAGAUUCUCAGGUUCGAGGAGCCUUUGGCCAAGCUCAAGGCGAGGAUGGCCAAGGAAGAUGUCUUCACGCCGCUCAUCAAGAAGAUGCUCAUCGACAACACCCACAAGGUGACCAUCGAGCUCAACCCCGACAAGGAGCUCGGUAAGGUGCAGGACGACGAGGAGAAGGCCAAGGUUGCCGCCUACCGCGCGGGUCUCUCCCCCGAGGAGAUCGAGAAGGUUGUCGCCGACACGGAGGAGCUCAAGAGACUCCAAGAGACCCCGGAUUCCCCCGAGGCGCUCGCGUGCAUCCCCGCGCUCGACAUCACCGAUAUCCCCAAGGAGGCCAAGUCCAUCCCCACGGACGUGUCCACCGUCGGUGCCACCACCAUGCUCACCCACGAUAUCUUCACCAACGACAUCCUCUACGCCGAGCACCUCAUGGAUCUUCACGCCGUCCCCAUGGACCUGAUGCCCCUCGUGCCCCUGUGGUGCCGCGCCAUGCAGCGCAUGGGUACCUCCAAGCGAUCCUUCGUCGACUUUGACCAGCUCAUGGGCGCCACCACCGGCGGUUUCUCCCUCUCCCCGUUCACCUCCUCCAUCCGCGGCUCUGACGACGUCUCCGCCUACCUCGUGCUCCGGGGCAAGUCCACCAGCGCCCAGGCCGGCCAGCUCCACGACCUCAUGGCCGAGAUGAUGCUGCAGGCCAAGCUCGACGACAAGGAGAUCUUCAAGCAGCUCGUGCUCGAGUCCCGCGCGUCGAUGGAGUCGCGGGUCCAGUCUGGCGGCCACUCCGUCGCGGCUGGCAGGCUCGACGCCAUGGACUCCGUCGCCGGGUACGUCGGCGAGCAGCUCGGCGGCCUCGCGCAGCUCGAAUACCUCAAAACCCUCGCGAAGAGGAUCGACACCGACUGGGACGGCGUCGUCGCCGACCUCGAGAAGAUCCGCGCCGCCGUGGUGUCCCGCGCCGGAUCUGUCACGAACCUCACCGCGGACGCGAAGACGUUGGAUGCCACCGCCGGGGCGGUGCAGUCGUUCCUCGACGCGCUCCCGGCGGAGGGUACCGGCGCCGCCACCGAGGCGUGGAGCAAGGACCUCGUCCUCCCGCCCGUCAACGAGCUCAUCACCGUCCCCACCCAGGUCAACUACGUGGGCAAAGGCGCUAACCUGUACAAAUCGGGGUACGAGCUCCACGGCUCUGCGUACGUCAUCAACAAGCUCCUCGGCACCACCUGGCUCUGGGACCGCGUGCGCGUGUCCGGGGGUGCCUACGGAGGGUUCUCCGACUUUGACAGCCACAGCGGCAUGUUCAGCUACCUGUCCUACCGCGAUCCCAACCUCCUGAAGACCAUCGCCAACUACGACGGAACGGUGGAGUUUUUGAAGGACAUCUCGCUCGACAAGGAUGAGCUGACCAAGGCGAUCGUCGGCACCAUGGGCGACCUGGACUCGUACCAGCUCCCCGAUGCAAAGGGCUACACCGCGCUCAUGCGCCAUCUGCUCAAGGUUAAGGACGAGGAGAGACAGCAACGCAGGGAGGAGGUGCUGGCGACGACGGAGAAGGAUUUCAAGAAGUUUGGCGAGGUGCUCGAGGCGACCAGGGCUCCGGAGGCGAGGGUGUGCGCCGUGGUGUCGCCGGACGCGGCCAAGGCGGCGAUGAAGGAGAGACCCGACCUCGACUUCAAGGUCACCUCCGUCAUGUGAUCGCGGUCAUCGAAACUCCAACGCCCGCGCACGCUUUUGCUUUUAACAAUUCAACUCUCGUUCAUC